UCCAUUUUAUAAACAAACAUCAAACAAUAAAUAUCUGUAAGAAAAGAGCAAAGCGGAUUUUUCUAAUUAUUUUUAAGGUUAAAAGUGUUGUCAAGUUGUGUAUUGUUGCUAUUAACAUAUAGUUUAAAUUGAAGAAAAGUACUGUUAUACGUGAUGGGAUCUGAUAUGAAUCAGAAACUGAAGAACGUCGUACAGCAUCUGGUUAAAUUCGAAAAGGCGCCCAAAGAAAUAAAGGGGAGGCUGAUUACCGAAUGGUUCCGCGCGGGGGAGCGGCUUUUUGAGGAGUUCCACGGGUUGGGCGUCGGCGCCGGCUGGACCGCCUCCAGAGUUAGGAGUCAACCUGAGGUGGCGGAGAUCGUCGCCAAGGUUACGAGUAACCAGGACUGGCUGCAGAGCUUCAUCACGAUCUACCCUAACCUGAGAGUGGACCUGGAGGGCGCCGUGCCGGCGGUGGACGUGUGUAGGGUGCGUUCCGGCGUAGAGUUCCUGCUGCGAGGCUUCAAGGGCAUCAGCUCCUCCUUCGACAAUGUGUUGAGGGACCUCGAGGAGCUAGGCGAGCUGGAGGAGCUGGACGCGCAGCUGCGCUUGUGGCUGAGUACCGGGCACCGCCCCGAGUUCUUCCCCGGCGACGUGCCCGCCAAUACUCCCGACUCGCACUGGUGGUGGUCGUGAUCCACCUUCUAAAAUAAUAAAAUCGAAACAAUUCAAAGCAAACGACCAUACUUCGACCAAUAUUUCGUACAGAGUUUAAAAAGUCUUCAAGAUGGAUGUUUCGGAGUCGGAGUGGGUGACGAAGGCCAUCGAGAACGUGGACAGGUAUCUCCACCGCGGCGGGCGCUGCCAGGGCGAUGUGCCGCAGCUGCUAGGUGGCACCGACCUGCUCAACACGAUCGGCAUGGCCAUGGGUCUGCCCUUCCGCGACCCCGCGCGCUGGACCGACGCCGAGAUGCGCCUCGCGCUCGAGAACCGCCUCGUAUACUACGAGGGUACCGCGCGCGAGGCCAUCGACGUGGUGGCCGCGCAGAUCCGCAGCUGCUGCGGCGGCGACGACAAGAACUUCAUCACGGUGCUGCCCAUCGAGCUGUUCUACCAGGGCAAGCUGUACGAGCUGCCGCUGUUCCGCGUGCGCCGAUACAAGGACACGGGCCGCAAGUACUACGUCGACAACGUCGGCCGCAGCUACGACUCCGUCUCCGACUGGUACGACAACAGCAAGCUGCCGCCCUGCAAGAUGGGCUACCCGCACAACCUCGAGCUCAAGCUGCGCCCCGGCUACGACUACUCCCACAUCCUGAUAUCCUCGACCCCGCCGGCGCGGAGCGGCGCCCAGGCCGUGCGCGCCGUCGACACGGUGGCGGCGGUGGCCGGCAUCGGGUCCGGCAUCGGGCUGCUGUUCGCGAGCGGCGGACUGGCCGCGCCGCUUGUGGUGACCGGCGUGGCCACGGCCAUCUGGGGCACCGGCCGCUCCACCGCGCAGCUCGCGGACCGCGCCAUGCACGGCGAGAGCGUCAACCCCUUCACCAACGCGGAGUCCCGCAUGAUGUGGCUCGGCGUCGCCGCCAACCUGGUCAGUUUCGGCGCGAUGGGCGCCUCCAUGCGGCUGGCAUCGCUCGCCGCGCGCGGCCAGACCAUAUCCAACGCCUUCAGGAUAUUCGUCAACGUGGCCAACGGCACCACGGUGGCGGUGAGCGGCCUCGCCAUCCUCGACACGACCGUGUUCCUGUGCAACCACAGCGAGGACCUGUCCGCCGCCGACGUCCUCAUGCACGUCGCCUCGAUCGCCUUCUGGACGAAGGGCCUCUUCACCUACAAGACGGCGGGCACCAUCAUCCGUGACGCGGAGAACUUCGCCUUCGCACAUAUCGGCCGCGAGCUGAGCGGCGACCAGGUCAACGAGCUGAGCGCGCUGCGCGUGCGCUUCGGUGACGACGCGCAGCUGCUGCGCGAGUUCUAUCGGGCGGCGCGAGAACACAACAUCUCCGUCCGCAGCUUCUCUCAGAUCCUGCUCGACGCCAGCUCCCACGGCAACCUCCAGUUCGACGGCCGGGGCAAUUUGAUCCUGCCCGGCGGGCAGAGCUACUCGUUCGACUUUCUGAGCCGGUUGCCGGGCAACGUGCGGCAACACUACUUCGACAUCGUGACCAACCUGCGCCCGGACCAGACCGAGGUGUUCGAGAGCUUCCGGCGCUUCGUGAACGACGACAUGAACCUGAUCACGGGGCUGGACCGCGUGGCCAGCCGGUACAACGUGAACGCGCGCCAGGCCACCGAGGGCGUCAUCGACUUCUGGCGGCGCUACAGCCAGAUGAACCUGCCCGGCGGCGCCGAGGUGUCCAUCCAGGAGGGGCAGCUGGUGCUGGGCGCGGCGCCGCCGAUCGCCAUCCCGCAGCUGCCGCACCUGUCGCCGCCGCUGGUGCGCUUCAUCGGCGAGCACCUGAGCCGCAUGGACGCGCCGACGAGCCGGCACUGGCGGACGGCCAUGCCCGUGCUGCUCAGCCUCGAGGGUAGCGGCCUGUUCACGGCGUGCCCGGUGACGCGCAUCGUGAGCGGCGGACGCGCGGUGGUCUCGCUCAACGAGCAAUUGCACGUGAGCAUCUACCGGCUGCAGGCGAUGCCGGCGGAGGAGAGCCGGCGCGUGUUCGUGCUGGUGGGCGCGCUGCGGGCGGGCGUCGCGGUCUCCGACCUGCCCGCCGAGCUGGUGCGACUGGCGGUGCAGCGUCACCGGCUGCGGCUGGAGGUGCACCGCGCGGAGAGCGAGGCGUGGGCGCGCGCGCAGGCCGCCCGCAGCCCCGCGCUGCUGCGCGUGCUGGCCGGCGAGGGACGGCUGCUGCCGCACGAGCGCGACCGCCUCUACACAUUCCGCGCGACCGUGGACACGUACAAGGCGGCGCCCUACAUGGAGCGCAUGCUGGCCUUCGCGGCGGAGAUGGCGCCGCGCAACGUGGGCGAGCUGGUCGCCUACUGCGAGUUCGUCGUCAAGUACGUGGAGACGGAGAAGCUGGAGGUGGAGCGGCGGCUGCGCGACGGCAGCCUCACGCUGCCCAGAAACGUGAAGAAGGCCGAGUGGACCAGAAGGGAAGCGAGCGAGGCGGUGUUCCGGGACACGUCGGCGAUGCGGCAGAAGUUGAGGGAGCUGCUGGACGUGGUGCGGCGCGAGGACAUGGUGGGUGUGGUGGGUGUGGGGGAGGUGGGGGCGGGCUGCGGGGACACGGAGCUGGUGUCUGCGGCGCGGCGAGUGCGGGUGCGCUUCGGCAGCGCCGUGUCCGCCGCCUACCACAUAUUCAAGCACCCGACGGAGCCUCUCGAAGCGUACGUGAGACUCGCCAACGAGACCAUCCGCAGCUCGGGCGAGAGAUACUCGGUGACGCUGACGCAGGACGGUGACGCGCGCUCGCUGCGCUUCGAGAGCGCCGCGGGAACCUGCGUGUUGCUGGAGAGGGAGGGUCAGCUGCUGCUCUGCACCUUCUCCCCCAAGUGAUGUAGCACCACGCUUCAACUUCACUCACACAACACUUGUACUGUUACGACACGUCUUCCUACAAUUUACACAGUACAAACUUAGGUCAGGUUUAGACUUGAUGUGCACUAAGUCCAUGUCAUUUAGCUGAUGGUAAAUCUUAUAGAACACGGUGUCAUUUGUCGCUUACAUUAAAAGUGAUGUCCAUGACUUGUUGGUGAAACAUUUUUAGGUUAUCUUUUUUUAUAUUUCUUUGUUAGUUAUUUAAGUUCACAGAUAUUUUUGAAGUCUUUUGUAUUUUUAAUACAUUUAUUUUAAAUUAGCUGUCGCCCGCGACUCUGUCCGCGCGGUA
Molecule: messenger RNA, 3809 nt
Organism: Papilio machaon (common yellow swallowtail)
Lineage: Eukaryota; Metazoa; Arthropoda; Insecta; Lepidoptera; Papilionidae
Exons: 3
Coding region: 764-3478 (904 amino acids)
Source: RefSeq, a predicted model, not a curated record